AUGUUAAACAUGCGUGUUCCUGGCCAUGUGUCUCGGCCUGAGGGGUGGCAUCUGGCUGCGUCCUGCCUGCAGCCCCUGAGCGAUGGAGGCCGGCUCGUCUCCGAGGAGCUGCCCCUGUUUGUGGGGGAUGUCAUAGAGGUGCUGGAGGCCGUGGACGAGUUCUGGCUCCUCGGGAAGAAGGAGGGGGUCACAGGGCAGUUCCCCAGCAGCUUCGUGGAGGCCGUGGCUCUUCCCAGUUUGACGCAGGGAGAGAAGCUGUUUGUCUGCACAAAUGACUUCGCGUCCCAGGAGCCGGGGAGCCUGUCGCUGCAGAGAGGAGACCUGGUGAUCCUGAGUGGCCCCCUCACCGUCAGCUGGCUCCAGGGCAGAAGCUGCUGGGGCUCCAAGGGCUCCUUCCCGUCCUCGUGCGUGCGGGAGCUUUGCCUCUCGCCCUGGCGCCGCCGGCCCCCCCAGAGCCCCGUCCUGGUGCCUGCCGACGCGCUGGGCCAAGCCCGGGCAUUGAUGAGCCUCUCUGCGCAGCUGGAGGAGGAGCUGGACUUCAGGGAAGGGGAUGUGAUCACUAUUGUCGAGAUCCCCGAGCCCGGCUGGUUCACGGGGGAGCUGGGCGGUCGGCGCGGGAUCUUCCCGGAGGGAUUUGUGGAGCUGCUGGGUCCCUUGAGAGUGCCAGGGGGCCCAGAGGGGCCGGGGCCCUCCGAGGGGCCCCGUGUUAACGGCGUGGCAGAGGGGUGCCCUGAGCAGGAAGGGGGCCCGUGCGGCAUCGCGCUCUACCGGUUCCAAGCUCUGGAGCCCAACGAGCUGGAUUUCGAUGUGGGAGACAGAAUCCAGAUUAUUGUGGGGGUGCUGGAGGAUGGCUGGCUGGAGGGCCAGCUGCGGGGGAGGCGGGGCAUUUUCCCUCACCUGUUUGUGAGGCUGGAGGCUGGGAACUUGCAGGGAGAAGGCAGCUGUGGGCAGGCCACCUGCCAGGACCCCGAGGAGGCCUGCACCGGGGCCCUUUCCCUGCCAGGGGAGCAAGGGGGCUGGCACCCUGUGGGAGAGAGACCCAGCACAACUGCAUCAAGGCCAGAGGGUCUCUCUGAUGCUGGGUUUGGGGAGUGCAAGCCUGCACCCUCGGGCGGGCACCCUCCCAGCACAGGGCCCCUUCCCACGGACUCUGCAAAGGCCAUCAAUGGCAUUUCCCCCACUCCCCAGCCAACAGGCAGACUCCACUGCCGGGUGGUUGUAUUGGAGCCCAGCCAGAGUCCUGGGCCCUCGCAAAGGCCCUUGGAGAUCCCUGCCUCGCCUGAGAAGAAUGCCCCAGGGGCACCAGGCUCCCCCCUGCACAGUAGCCAGAGCCAAGCCUUCCCUUCUCCCAGCAGCUGGGCUGCGGCAGAGCCUGGCGAAGGCCGGACGAGCACCCUUUUCCAGGACCUGGCCAGCUGGGUGGAGGAGCAAAAGCAGAAAUCCAGAUCUUGCUCUUCCAGCUUCCGGGGUGCCCAUGAAGGCCUGGGUUCGUGGCCUGAGGCCCAAGCAGACUGGCCCUCACCCAUGCUGCACGGAGACAGCGGCGCGGACCUUGACUGCAAGCUGACCGAGCAGCUGGCGCAAUUUGAGCAAAGCCUGGCCAGCACGGGAGCCGAGUCGGACAAGGGGGUCCCCCCCCACUUCUCCAUCCUGGACUACAGCUCGGAGGAGGACAUCGUGCGGGGCUCCCCCGAGGGCACCCCCCACUGGAGGCUGCCGGAGAGGAGGAAGGCCCUCAGGCCCCCACCUCCUCGCCCCAGCGCCCCAGCUCUGCCUCCCUCCUUCUCAGUGCGGCCCUCCCGGCCAGCCCCUCUGCGCCAGAGGAGGAAGACAGCUUCUCCACAGCUGCAGCCCAGGCAGGGGGACUCCGAUAGGGCCGCUGCGUGUCAGUGCCCCUUUCUGCUGACGAGGGCCCGGGAGGUGGAACAGGAGCUGGAGGUUUAUGGCAAGACUCGAGCUGAGCUGAACUCGCUCUUGGAGGAGCAGCAGGAUGAGCUGGAGAGAUCGGAGACCUUGGAGAACCUGGAGUUCUGUGACUCCAGCAUGAGAAGCCUCAUUGCGGAGCUGCAGGAGCUGAGAGAAAUGACCCUCCUUUCCUCGCGGCCCACGGCCCUGGAGGAAGCAGCCGGCACAGCUGCCACGGAAAAGCAAAGGAUGCUGGAGAAAAGGUCAAAGGUCAUUGAGGAGCUCCUGCAGACCGAACGGGAUUACAUCCGCGACCUGGAGAUGUGUGUGGAGCGGAUCAUGGUGCCUCUGCAGCAGGCGCAGGGGCAGAGCGUGGACUGUGAGGGGCUCUUUGGAAACAUGCAGAUGGUGAUUAGCUUCUCCAAGCAGCUGCUGUGCACCCUGGAGGCUGCGGAGGCCAUUGGGCCGGCGUUCCUGGAGCACCGGGCCGGGCUGGAGGAGGUGUACAAAGUGUAUUGCCAGAACCACGAUGAGGCCAUUGCGCUGCUGGAGGCCUACGAGAAGGACGAGAGGGUCCAGAAACACCUGCUGGACUCCCUGGAGAGCCUGAGGAGCCUGUACAGGGAGUGGUAAGUGCCCCUCGCCCUUACUCACUGCAUGCCUGGCCCUGCCCCCUCCCAGCACUAACC
Messenger RNA from Pelodiscus sinensis (Chinese soft-shelled turtle), 2594 nucleotides. Lineage: Eukaryota; Metazoa; Chordata; Testudines; Trionychidae. The record is from RefSeq and is a predicted model, not a curated record.